UCCAUAAAACUCUUUUUAAGUUAUGUCAUCAACUUCAACUCUCCUAGCUUAAUUCCUUCAAAUUCUCCAUUAAUGGGGUUUUCCUCGAAAUGGGUUUUUGUAUCUACUCUAUUUUCAUUCAUAAAUCUUUCAAUUUCUGAUCCAAGAGCUACAGAAGCAGCUCUAAUAUGUUCAAACAGAACAGCUUCCCAAUCCGAUCGACAAGUCUAUGUAGCAAGUUUUCUAGCAGCCAUGGAUUCCAUUACACCAUUAGUGUCACAGAGCAAAUUUGGAGCUGUAAUUAAUGGAACAGGGAAUAAUACAGUUUAUGCUUAUGGUGAAUGUAUGAAGGACUUAUCACAAACAGAUUGUAAUCUCUGUUUUGCUAGGUGUAAAACUCAAAUCCUACGAUGCUUACCUUUUCAAAGGUUAGUUAAUGGUGGGAGAUUAUAUUAUGAUGGGUGUUUCUUAAGAUACGAUUAUUAUAAGUUUUUUAAUGAAAGUUUGAGUUCUGUGGAUAGGACUAUCUGUGGGAACACGAGUUUUUCUGGGAAUCAGAGUUUGUUUAGGGAAAAUGUUGGGAAAUUGGUGAGGGAUUUGAAGUUUGAGGGUUUGAAGAAUGAUGGGUUUUUAACUGCGGUUGUGGGUAGUGGGAAUUUGAGUGUUUAUGGGUUAGCUCAAUGUUGGGAAUUUGUGAAUGGAAGUUCUUGUCAAAGGUGUCUUUCUGAUGCAGUUUUGAAGAUUACUUCUUGUAUUCCCAAGGAUGAAGGGAGGGUGUUGAAUACUGGUUGUUAUGUUAGAUAUUCUACUCAGAGGUUCUUUAAUAAUUCUGCAGGUGAUACUCCAGCUGGAAAUGGAGGAGGAUCGAAUCGUUUGGCUGUUAUUCUCGCAACAACUCUGAGUAUUUCUGCUUUCUUGCUAUUUGUAUCGGCUGUUUCCUUCUUAGUGAGGAAGAAGGUUAUGAAACAAAAGAGAGAGAAGAAGCAGCUAGGAGCUCUCAUAAGAACAGUUAAUAAAUCAAAACUGAAUAUUUCCUAUGAAACUCUUGAGAAGGCAGCAAACUAUUUUAACAACUCCAAUAAAUUGGGACAAGGAGGUUCUGGUUCUGUUUACAAAGGGAUCUUGCCAGAUGGGCAGGUUGUUGCUAUAAAGAGGCUCUUUUUCAAUACGAGGCAAUGGGUUGAUCAUUUCUUUAAUGAGGUCAAUUUGAUUAGUGACAUCCAUCACAAAAACUUGGUAAAGCUAUUGGGUUGCAGCAUUACAGGGCCGGAAAGCCUUCUAGUGUAUGAGUAUGUGCCCAAUCAUAGUCUUUCGGAUUACUUCUUUGACACAAAGAACCUUCAGCCACUUACGUGGGGUCAAAGAUACAAAAUUGUAUUGGGUACUGCUGAGGGAUUGGCCUAUCUUCAUGAAGAAUCAAAAUUAAGGAUUAUCCACCGAGACAUAAAACUGAGUAAUGUUCUUUUAGAUGAAGAUUUCACGGCAAAAAUAGCUGAUUUUGGUCUAGCCAGGUUAUUUCCAGAAGAUAGGAGUCAUAUUAGCACAGCUAUUGCUGGUACACUGGGUUACAUGGCUCCAGAGUAUGUAGUACGUGGCAUACUGACUGAGAAAGCUGAUGUCUAUAGUUUUGGAGUUCUUGUUAUCGAAGUCGUUUGUGGAAAAAAGAACAAUUAUGUUUUCAAGAACACUAAUUCUCUUCUGCAGCAGUUGUGGAACUUGUAUGGGAUUGGAAAAUCUUGUGAGGCAGUUGACCCUUUAUUAGAGGGUAACUUUAAUAAAGAGGAGGCAUCGAAACUGCUUCAAGUAGGUCUUCUUUGUGUACAAGCAUCAGCAGAACUACGACCCUCCAUGUCAAGUGUCGUGAAAAUGCUCACUGAGAACCAUGAAAUUCCUCAGCCAACACAGCCGCCGUUCCUCAAUUCUGGUAGUUCAGAAUUUAGUCCAUUUAAUCUGCAUGGGAAAAGAUUUUUGGGUCAAGCAAGCUCCUCUACACAAUCUUCUGGGAAUAAAUUGACGGAGAGUUGGAUUGAGCCUAGAUAAACUAAGGUGAUCAAGAAUUUUGACCUGACUCGACGACGAUCAUCUGGAAUUGGCAUUUGAUUUUGUUCUCACCAAAGGCAAACUUUUUAAUGGUGACUUGUUCAGCCAACACAAGUUUGUUUCUAUGAUUAGACGUUAAGGUCUGAGAAAAUGAUCUUAACAUUAACUCCAUUCUUUUACUGAUAUUUGACUAUAGUCUUAUAUAGUCAAAUUCCUUUUGUGAAUAUCCCAGCGAGCUAUUUCCUUUCUAAUGUAAAAUUAUUGUAUAGUGCCUGAAUUAUGAUACUGUAUCUGCAGCAGUUGCAAUUAACUAUAUCUACUGUUUUCGAUUUUCGAGUUAGUAAUUUUCAUUAAAGAUUAUGCUUCACAAUUA
Molecule: messenger RNA, 2392 nt
Organism: Solanum dulcamara
Lineage: Eukaryota; Viridiplantae; Streptophyta; Magnoliopsida; Solanales; Solanaceae
Product: cysteine-rich receptor-like protein kinase 3
Exons: 7
Coding region: 73-2019 (648 amino acids)
Biological process (GO): protein phosphorylation
Molecular function (GO): protein kinase activity; ATP binding
Source: RefSeq, a predicted model, not a curated record